CAAGUCUAGUAGAUAUUGAAGUCUGUGGACGAGGUUAACGUUGAAGAGGCAUUUACGAUCUUUCUCAAUCGCAUGGAUCUGUAUAUUCGCGAACGGAGGUGCAGCGAGAGGAAACACCGAACAAUCAACGAGACACCUGACACAAUUUCGGCCGACAACUGCCAGAAAUGUUAUCUGCAAUCGUGAAGGAACACCAGGGCAAGCAAGCGGCGAGAAAAGAAAGGCAAGAGCAAAAGCGAAAAGAUGCCGUUCAGGCUGCGAGCAACUUGACGCAAGCCCUCGUUGAUCACUUGAAUGUCGGCGUGGCCCAAGCGUACCUGAAUCAGAAGAAACUGGACGCGGAAGCCAAGCAGCUGCAGCACAGCGCAACCAAUUUUGCCAAGCAGACGCAAUUGUGGCUGAACCUGGUGGAGUCCUUCUCGAGCUCCUUAAAAGAGAUCGGCGACGCAGAAAACUGGGCGCGUAGCAUAGAAGGGGACAUGAGGACAAUAGCGACCGCUUUGGAAUAUUCAUACAAAGCCACACAAGAGAAUCAAAGUGUCGGUAAUGUCUGAGAGCCACCACGGUGCGGAACAUCGUUUCUUCUUGCGAGCAUAAUCUUGUCGCUACGUGCAAUGUGAAGAUUCCUUUUAAUAAUUUCGUGAUGCAGAAAAGUCUGUUAAGAUAUAGUGCUUGCGCAAUUUGAGUUAAGAAGAAAAGCCUUUGUACAUAAGUUUUCAUAGAGUUAAGUGUAUGAAUCAACGUAUCGUUUUAAUUAAAAAGAUGUAUCGAACUGUUAGUACAAAA
This is a messenger RNA of Vollenhovia emeryi, 786 nucleotides long. RefSeq names its product biogenesis of lysosome-related organelles complex 1 subunit 1 (gene Blos1). Gene Ontology annotation, cellular component: BLOC-1 complex. Lineage: Eukaryota; Metazoa; Arthropoda; Insecta; Hymenoptera; Formicidae. The record is from RefSeq and is a predicted model, not a curated record. Bases 168 to 554 code for a protein of 128 amino acids. Gene Ontology annotation, biological process: endosomal transport. The transcript is spliced from 5 exons.